CUCAGAUCAGACGAGUUUACACCUCAGAGGAACUCUUGAAGAGAGUCAGCUCUGUUCACGAGACCGUGAACUCAUGAGGGUGAAGCGGAAGGAAGAGUACAAUGUGAUGAGCGACAGAUAGUGGGUCCGCGUGGGCGGGCCGACAGGAGGCGAGCUGCGUUAAGUUCAGGAGGCGUUCAGGGCUCCAGUCCUCUCUCUGGUUCCGAGCAUGUCCGGACUGCGCCAGGGCUUGUGCUGGUUACCAGUGUUCCUGGUGGCCUGGUCGGCCAGCAACUUCAUCAUCCCUUACAUCAUUGCGGUGUGUCGCCAUGACGUCAGCGUGAUCUUCCCGUACAUCAGCACCGCUGGGGCCACCCCUCCGGAGAGCUGCAUCUUCGGACUGAUGGCCGUCAUCACCGCCUGCGCAGCGUUAGCCACCAUGUACGCUCGCUACAAGUUCAUGGAGCGGCUGCUGGAGGAGACGUCGCGCGUGAGUCCCCGGCUGAACUCUGCCUCCCUGCUGCUCGGGAUGUGUUCGUGUCUGGGCAUGUGUGUGGUGGGCUCCUUCCCGGAGUCCACCGUCCUGGUGGUUCACGACAUCGGAGCCUUCCUCUUCUUCGUGUCUGGCGUGGGCUACAUCCUCCUGCAGACGGUGAUGGGCUGUCAGCUGGCUCCGUACAGGUCGUCCCUGUGCUGGAUCCGCUCCAGCCUCGUCGCCGUGGCGAUCCUGGCGCUUGUUUCUGCCAUCAUUUGCGGCUCACUGCAGAGACCCACCGACCCCAGUCGAGACCCCACCCCCCAGAGCGACCCGCUCCAUGUGGCCAGCGCUGCCUGUGAAUGGAUCCUGGCCUUCAGUUUCGUCUGCUUCUUCCUCACCUUCAUCAACGAGUUCAAGCUCUUCAGCCUGCUGGUGAGAGUGGAGUACAUGUAGCGGUCCUGACCGUCCACGCCCCCAUCACAGCCAACAGGAUGCAAGUGCUUCUCUGGCUCCUUUCUUUUUGUAUAUCUCUAAAAAAAAGUCACGACAGAGACAGGAAGGGUUGAUGUGGAGGAGCGAGGUCAUCAAACUCAGAUCGUCUUAGUGGAACUAACGUGAGGGAAAUCAACUCAAUGAAUUGAUCUAAACUACCAGAUGAUUCAUGAUCUUAUGUAGACGGUUCAGAGCUGUGGUCUCACCUGGGGUCCAGUGAGCCCAGGACUCAGCAGGUACUUACUUUCUCGCUGGACACGCCACAGGAAGUGAUUCGCUGACAAACGGGAGGCACAGAAAAGAUGGAGAGAGUGGAGGAGUAUCCACUCACGCAGGGACCAGUGGCUCUUCAUAAAACCUCUGCUGGAUGAGGACUCGCUGCGGAACUCUGAGGGAAGAGGCUCCACAACUUGUAUGUACAGUGACCUGCCUGACCAGAGGUGACCUGCCGUCCACAAAAAGAGCGUCGCAACAAUCACAAACUAUUUUUAUACCUUUGUAUGUAACUUUUUUAUGUGACAGAUUGUUCAGUUGUUGUCGUGACUGUAGAUUUCUGUAUCGAAACGCUUCACGCUGCAGCCUGAGAUCCUUCAGGCACCAUGUGACUUGCAGUCAUUAAUAUGAGAAGUUGAUCACCGAGGUCUCAUGAUCGCUGCGGCCAGGAACCGUCACAACUCUUCUGUAAUCCCCUCGUUAAACAGGAAGUUUGGGUUUUUUGUGAAACACACCGCGGCGCGCCUCCUCUUGCGCAGCCGUUUGGUCAGAACCGCGAGAGCCGCGAGGUGCGCCCCAUUUGAGGUCAUCUUUAAAAGCAGGGUCAGUCCUCGGGGUGAAUUGUCGCCUAGACUUGCUAGAUAGAUAAAGAGAGACGAACAAACAUUCUUCAUCACAAAGGGAAGGGUGUUUUGAUAAGAGGAAGUGCAGCCGGGAAAGUGAAAUGUCAACAACAUGACGCUGUGAGUAGCUACUGUAUAUUUAAAGACACAAAGCUUUGAUACUGAACGUAAUCUGUCACGAAACCCCCUAAAUAAAGUGAAAAUGAUUUAAUAA
Molecule: messenger RNA, 1999 nt
Organism: Synchiropus splendidus (mandarinfish)
Lineage: Eukaryota; Metazoa; Chordata; Actinopteri; Syngnathiformes; Callionymidae
Gene: dram1
Product: DNA-damage regulated autophagy modulator 1
Exons: 7
Coding region: 209-910 (233 amino acids)
Biological process (GO): regulation of autophagy
Cellular component (GO): lysosome
Source: RefSeq, a predicted model, not a curated record